Equus caballus (horse) is the source of this 3547-nucleotide messenger RNA. RefSeq names its product Ras association domain family member 5 (gene RASSF5). Lineage: Eukaryota; Metazoa; Chordata; Mammalia; Perissodactyla; Equidae. The record is from RefSeq and is a predicted model, not a curated record. Gene Ontology annotation, cellular component: nucleus. Gene Ontology annotation, biological process: signal transduction.
GAGCCGCCGCCGCCAGCCGGGCACGGUCAUGGCGUCCCCGGCCAUCGGGCAGCGUCCGUACCGGCUACUCUUGGACCCAGAGCCGCCGCGCUAUCUGCAGAGCCUGAGCGGCCUCGAGCCACCGCCGCCGCCCCCAGGCCGGUCCUCGCGCCGCUGCGCCCCCGCGCCCCUCUCCACUGCGCCCGGGGCGCACGAGGGGCGCGGCGCCCCGAGGGCUGCCCGGGGGGACCUGGAGCCCCAACCCCGGGCCUCCCGACCCGCUCGCCCUCUCCGGCCUCGUCUGCAGCAGAGACUGCGGCGGCGGCCGGGAGCGCCCCGGCCCCGCGACGUGCGGAGCAUCUUCGAGCAGCCGCAGGAUCCCCGCGUCCCGGCGGAGCGAGGCGAGGGGCACUGCUUCGCCGAAUUGGCGCUGCGGAGCGGCCGGGGCUGGUGUGACCUGUGCGGACGAGAGGUGCUGCGGCAGGCGCUGCGCUGCGCUAACUGUAAGUUCACCUGCCACCCGGAGUGCCGCAGCCUGAUCCAGCUGGACUGCAGUCGGCAGGAAGGCCCAGCGCAGGACAGACCCUCUCCAGAGAGCACCCUCACUCCAAACUUCGGCCAGAAUGUCUGUAAACCCGCCGAGGAGACGCGGCCCCCGCCCACACUGCAGGAGAUCAAGCAGAAGAUCCAGAGCUACAACAGCCGGGAGAAAGAGUGCCUGCGCAUGAAGCUGAGCGAAGACGGCACCUACACGGGUUUCAUCAAAGUGCAUUUGAAACUUCGGCGGCCGGUGACGGUGCCUGCUGGGAUCCGGCCCCAGUCCAUCUAUGACGCCAUUAAGGAAGUGAACCUGGCGGCCACCACGGCUAAGAGGACCUCCUUCUACCUGCCGCUCGAUGCCAUCAAGCAGCUGCACAUCAGCAGCGCCACCACGGUCAGCGAGGUCAUUCAGGGGCUGCUCAAGAAGUUCAUGGUCGUGGACAACCCCCAGAAGUUUGCACUGUUUAAGCAGAUAAACAAGGACGGGCAAGUGCUCUUCCAGAAACUCUCCGUGGCGGACUGCCCCCUCUACCUGCGCCUGCUUGCUGGGCCUGACACUGAUGUGCUCAGCUUUGUGCUGAAGGAGAAUGAAACUGGAGAGGUGGAGUGGGAUGACUUCUCCAUCCCUGAGCUCCAGAACUUCCUAACAAUCCUGGAAAAGGAGGAGCGGGACAAAAUCCAGCAAGUGCAGAAGAAGUAUGACAAGUUUAGGCAGAAACUGGCGGAGGCCUUAAGAGAAUCUCAGGGCAAACCUGGCUAACCGGUCCUGCUGCCUCUUCCCCGGAUGCCCGUGGAUUUAUUCUUAUUAUUAGUGAUUAUUUGGCAACAGACACUUUUUCUCAGGACACCUCUGGCGGGUGCAUUUGUGUCUGCCCAGCAGGUCCAGGUGUGGCACAAAAUCUCUGAUGGACAUGAAUGUGUGCAGGGUCGGGUUGGCCGCCCCCACGCUGUGCCCUCUGGACCCUGCCAAGGAGCAGCGCUCACGUGAACGGACAACGUCCUCUCCCAGUCUGCAGGCUUCCACAAACCAAACAGUUGCCUCUCUCAUCACCAAACUGGAGCCGUUCACACCACCCGGCAAAGGGAAGAAAAGAAGUCAUAGAGAUACAUAUUCUUUCUCUGGCUUUUAUUCUUCUUCAAUUUCUCUCUUAUUUGCCACCCACAGUACCUUUAUUUAUGAGUCAAAAAUUGUAGCAUAUUCCUUUAGCAGGUCUGAGCUAAGCCCUGGAAAGCAGGAUAAUGCUCAUAAAAGGAUUGUCCCCCACUGUCCCAAGGUGCCCGUUCAUGCUUAAGGAAAGGUCAUAAAGCCACCGGUCCCAGAUGCUCAGGUAAGGAGCACCCAAGGCGAGGUCGGCUCAGAGAUCGCCAGAGAAGCUGCAGCCUGCCCUGGCCUUGGCCCUCAUCGCCAGUCUGUGCACAUGUAAACCCAAAGGCAUGCGUAUCUGCAUAUAUGUGGUACUUAGCCAUAUCUUUGUCAACUACUGUUUGUUUUUAAGUUCCAAAUUUGAGUUUAAUAUCGCCAUCAUCCUCAUGCAUUUCCACCAAAGGGAAACCAGCCAUUUGCCAUGAUAAAAGUCUCCUGCUGAGCGCGGACGUCAGGCAGGCAGAGAAAGCCAAAAAGCUGUGCAGAGAAAUGCGUCCAAGCUGUCUUCAACCUUCCCCCAGCAGACAGCAGGGGCGCCUGGCUGCCUUGGUUUCCCCCUGGGCCUCCAGCACUGCCUCUCUCCUCCCACUGGGACUCUGCAAUCCCCAGGUGCUGCCAGAGGAGCUGCCUCAAUUACAGAGGGGGGGAUCCUCCCACUCAGCCAGCUUGGAGUCCUUUGUGUUCCGUAGCCCGGGCCAGCCUAUGGCACUGCACUCUCUCUGUGAGCCCAUAGGGCUGGCCUCCAGCUGACCUCAGUGCCUUUUUGUUUUCAGAGAGUGACAGCAGCAGGGGCAUUUGCUUGAAGCUCUGCUGCUGGCCUGCUCCUGCCAGGAAGUGGACCAUGGCGGUGUGGGAGACACGGCCGGCAGAGCUGUCGCUCCAAGUAUGGGGCGAGGGCCACAGACCUCCUUCCCAUCUAAGGUCCUGGGCCUUGACUUCCAAGAAGUGAUGUCAAACCACAUGGACAGGGCAGAUCACAUUCCUGACUCUACGUUUGUACUGGCUCCUUGUUUAGGUUCAAACUUAGAAAUAAACUAGCCAAACAAUUCCAGCAAGUAGCCAGGACUGCAAAGACACUCCAGUGCAGGGGAGACGGACUUUUAACUUUCACAGCAGGGCUGGCUUUCCAGCCCGGCCUCUGAGACUAUUUCUUUGCUGUCCUCUGCCUUCCCAGGUCCCUCUUGGGGCAGUUUGAGCCCAAGCUUCUUUGUGUAGCCUCAGAAGUUCCUUCCCUGACCCUGCUGAGUCCACACUGCCCCCGAUCCCAGAAGGAAUGCUGCCCCCUCGUCAUACAAACUGUGUAGUCUUCAGAGCUAAGUCAAGACAAGCUAGCAGCUGGAAAAAGUUGUUUUAAACCACAAAAACCCUGGUUACCUGCCAUCUCAUGCUCAGCCUUAUCACUCCCCUCCCUGAAACUCCCCCUCCCCGCUGUGUAGUAGGGACCGGGCGGAGGGUCCCUUUUCCUUUGGGCUGCGCAUCUUUAAUGUUCACAGAAGGCACGGCUCCUGCUGCGAGGCUGUGAAUGCUGCUGAGAACCUCCCUUGGAUGGGACGGCUACUUUAUUUUUGAGAAGGAAAGAAAAGUCCUGUACAUAUAUACAUAAAGGCAGAUGGCUAUAUAUAAAGAGAUAGGGCUGUUUAUGAAACAAGAAAAUUAUGGAAAAACUCAGACUUUACGCACAGUUAGUCCCAGGCCCCAGGCCGGGUGCAAGCCUCCGAGAACGGUGUGUAAAGCAUCCCCUCCCCCAGACGUGGGUAUGAGUGCUGGGAGUGCCUUCUAGCAUUGUGUUGCCCAGUGGGUGUUUGUUUUCAGGAUAUUUUCUUUUUAAGUGUCUUUCUUAUAUGGGUUUUAAAAAAAAGUAAUAAAAGCUUGUUGCAAAAAUGA